AUGGCAAGCACUGGUACCAUGCAGGCCGUGGUCUUCAAGGAGCCGUUCAAGGUGGCGGUUGAGCAGCGGCCGAUCCCCACUGUGCAGGAUCCUGAAGAUAUUGUGGUGAAGGUGGGAUACACAGCCCUGUGUGGGAGUGACCUGCACGUGUACCGUGGUAUUGAGCCCAGUCCUCCUGGACCCAUCAUGGGCCAUGAGUUCAUGGGUGAGAUUGUUGAGGUUGGAUCUGCUGUGACGAAUUUGCGAAAGGGCGACCGUGUGGUUAGCGCUUUUACUACUUCCUGUGGCAAGUGCUUCUACUGUAAGCAAGGGUUCUCGUCACGAUGCGAGAAGAACACUCUUUUCGGAUGUGAGCGUCUGGAUGGUGGUCAGGCCCAAUAUGUUCGUGUCCCAAAUGCCGAGGGCACUGUUAUGAAAGCCCCCGAGGGCGUUGAGGACAAGUACCUCGUGCUGAUGGGUGAUAUCUUCCCCACGGGAUACUUUGCUGCCUACAAUGCAUUCAAAAACUCCACUCCAGAACAAAUCGCCGACCAGACUGUUGUCCUGAUCGGCUGUGGACCCGUCGGUCUCUGUGCCCUCAUCAAUGCCCUGGAGUACAAGCCCAAGCAUCUUCUGGCAGUCGAUUCUGUCCCCUCGAGACUGGAGCUGGCCAAGUCUCUCGGUGCCGAGCCAUGGAAUUUCAUGACUGACCGCGGGGGUCUAGAUAGGCGUGUGAAGGAGUUGACCAACGGCCGUGGUGCUGAUGCCGUGAUUGAGGUUGUCGGCUUGAGUCCUGCCCUGCGUACUGCUUAUGAGUUGCUGCGGCCAUGGGGAACUAUCAGCAGUGUUGGAGUUCACAACGCCGAGAUCCCUUGGGAUGGCAACGAUGCCUACAACAAGAACCUCACCGUCCAGAUGGGUCGCUGUCCCGUCCGGUCCGUCUCCGACAAGGCCCUCGAGGUACUGAAGAAGAACCAGCACAAACUUGGAUUCAUGACCGAGAAGAUUAUGCCUCUCUCACAAGCAGUAGAGGCGUACGAGUUGUUCAAUGCAAUGAAGGUGCAAAAGGUAGUGUUUGUGGCAGAUCAAUAG
Messenger RNA from Penicillium daleae, 1071 nucleotides. RefSeq names its product alcohol dehydrogenase family protein. The record is from RefSeq and is a predicted model, not a curated record. NCBI's taxonomy places the organism in Eukaryota, Fungi, Ascomycota, Eurotiomycetes, Eurotiales, Aspergillaceae. Gene Ontology annotation, molecular function: zinc ion binding; oxidoreductase activity. The transcript is spliced from 6 exons. Bases 1 to 1071 code for a protein of 356 amino acids.